UCUACCAAUGUCUUUCUACUCCUCGUUCGCAGUGAUCGGUGCUGGCCUUCUUGGUGGCCCCAUCAUAGCCGCCCUCGCCGCAGAGCCCUCCGUCAAAGUGAUCCUCCUCUCCCGCAGCGCCUCCAAGACGGUUCCGGAGAACGUCCAGGUCGUCCAAGUCCCGUCGUACGACGACGUCGCAGCCGUCACCGCCGCGCUCAAGUCGCACAACGUCGAAGUGAUCGUGUCCACGCUAUCCACGGGAGCCAUUCCCGCUCAGGCGCCGCUGGUCGAUGCGGCGAAGCAAGCGGGUGUGAAGCUGUUUGUGCCGUCCGAGUUUGGCGCCCCCACAGACGGACACACCGAGCUCGAAUUCGGCCAGAAGAACAAGAUUGCCGGACAGCUCCGGAGCGUCGGCGUGCCCUAUCUCCGGAUCUUUAACGGAGUGUUCACCGAGUUUUUGACUUGGGCCGUGAACUACGAUGCCGCGGCCAAAAAGAUCUACGUGAUUGGUAAAUCAGAGGGGAUUGUCUCUGUCACAUCUAUCGGCGAUGUUGCAGGCUACGUCGCACAUGUGCUAACGCACCUACCUCCCUCUGCCCUCGAGAACCAGACCCUGCGUAUCGAAGGUGACCGCGUCCUCGGUUAUCGGUCUCUGGGGCCGCUCCUUGGUGCGGAAGUCGAGACGGUCAAGACACUCGAAGGGGAGAUGGCUGGCUUGAAGACGUUCUUGAUGCAAAUCGCUGACCAGGGUAUCGCUACGACCGGCCACGGCGUCGAAGGUGUGCCCGAUGAGGAGGCGUCCAAGAGCGGAAACGCGCUGUGGCCGGGACACCAGUGGAAGACUGUUAAGGAUGUCCUCGGUCUGUAGUCUACAAAGUUUACCAGUCAGGAUAUAGACGGAUGUAACUCAAUUCAGG
Molecule: messenger RNA, 899 nt
Organism: Mycena citricolor
Lineage: Eukaryota; Fungi; Basidiomycota; Agaricomycetes; Agaricales; Mycenaceae
Source: the annotation of a GenBank genome assembly